AUGGACGUGUCAUCUUUGAUCGGCAAGAAUGAUGAAGCUCAAAAUGAAGAAGUCACAUUUGACGAUGCUGCUCUCGGUUUUUCCAUCGACACUGUCUCCAGCACAGUACUGCAAAGCCUUUUGAGGUCCAUUUGCGAGACAAUACCGGAAGCGAAAAAGAAGGCCAUUGAGCAUCUGCUCGUCGAAAAGAGCCAAGUUCCGACUCCACCAGGCUCUAAAAGAGACCACGAUGCCUACAAAGGCACAACAGAUGCAUCGGGCCAACAACUUGGGUGCAGGAGGCCGAAAUAUUCACAUUGCGAGACCUGCAAAAAGGAGUUUAAUACUCUGACGAACAACUCGUCAGCUUGUCGAUAUCAUAUUGAGGACGCAUAUGCGGACGAAGACUCCCACUUGUUUGUGGAUAAUGAUUUCUUCGGGCCCCAGGAAGCGGACUCUAACGACGAUCUGAAGAAGGAUCAUCCAGAUUGCUUUAUAUUUGAAUGCUGUGGGGACAGUUUGAAGGAUAAUCCUCACGGGUGUGAGACUGAUUGGCAUAAGGAGGCGCCGUCACAUGUUCGUGCCAUGACUGAGCAUAUGGCACGCGUGGCACCAGAAACACACGUGGCAAAAAAGGCCCGUAUACUUUAA
Penicillium longicatenatum is the source of this 630-nucleotide messenger RNA. RefSeq lists its product as uncharacterized. The coding region runs from base 1 to 630 and encodes 209 amino acids. NCBI's taxonomy places the organism in Eukaryota, Fungi, Ascomycota, Eurotiomycetes, Eurotiales, Aspergillaceae. The record is from RefSeq and is a predicted model, not a curated record. The transcript is spliced from 2 exons.